AUGGGGAGCAUAGAGAACAUCAAGGCUUUGGAUGGGAAGCAAGAGGGUAUCUAUGAAAAUCCUGAAGGGAUCCUCGACUUCCUCCGCAAGCGAGGAAAGGGGAAGGACGUUCUGCUAGACGAAGUCCCUCUCACUCUGGGGUUCCAUGGCCACAUGGACGAUAAAAAACUUUCCGAGCAGUGGACGGAGAUAUGCAAUCCUGAGAAGAGUGCAAAGUCUCUCACAAUCGCGUUCCGUCCGAACGACGCGACCUACACGAGAGACAUCAAUCUCGAAACAAUGAAGAUCGGAGGGGCUAGCAUGAACACCUUAAAUGUUGUAAAGAGAAACACGAUUUUUAUUUCGGAAUUAUUUCUAGCCCUCGCAGAUUAUUCACGUCGGAUAUUUGUGAGCAAAGAACCUACCUUGCGAGAUAUGGAAUUCUGUCAAUCCAACAAAGAGUUCGUACCAACAUUGUUCCCCAUUCCUUCCUGUCCCACCAUACACAAUUCAUGCAAGAAUAUAUCAGCGUGCGAAGCAGUGAGAGCCUCUGUGGCAAUACUAAUGAUUCGUGAAUCCUCUGGAAACGAAAAGCCUUUGUAUGCGGUCGUAGACUCGGAGGAACGACGCAAUCGGCUGGUAAAUACCCUCGCGCAUGUGUUCAACACUGAAGUUACCUGGAUGGAUUCAAGCGAAAUAUUCCAUGGACCCCCUAACUCUUCUAUCAUAGUAUUUACUGAUGCCCAGAUUCUGGGAUGCCAUGAAGACUGUGAGUUCGUUAUCAUGGAUCUAGCCGACUGCAAAUGGAGAAAUUAUAUCCGCAUAGUGUCCUCGUGUUUCGAUAAUGUGACAAUCGUUAUGGAGCAGGAAGCUCUGCGAACGGGGAAAUAUCAAUAUUUACAAAUUAAGAUGAGCAUGCCAGCGUUUAAGGAAAACUCUGAGAUUGACCAAGAAGUGUUCCUGAAAGCUCUCAAUGGGAAAAUGGAGAAAGCUUGGAAACUGAGUGCAGGAGAGAUAGCUCAUUUGGACGAGAAGAGAUAUUCUUCCAAAAUGAUUAUUUCCAUGAAUAAUACAACGCAAUCCUCCUCUCCUAUUAAAUGGAAAAAGUCAAAACUAAAAGUCAUUUUCGGACCUCCAUCUUCAGGAAAGAGCAUGUCAUUGUUUGACAGUAUCCAGAAGCUUGCUAAAAAAAACUCCGGCGGAGAAAUGGACCAAAUUCUCCUGCUCCAUAUGGGAGGACCACUCAGCUGGAAAGUUUCCUUGGAUUAUCUGCGUCCAAAUGCACAUAAGCUACAUGUGCUUCGGUCGGAGCCAUGUGCUCCCAAAGAUCUCAUCGACGAUCAUCAAUUGGAGGUUAUUCGGUGGAAAUACCCCGAUUCGAAUAUCCACAUCCAUGUUGACGAUUAUCUCGUCCAGGCCCAGAGUACUAAGGAGGAAAUUCAAAACUGGACUAAAGUAGUCGAUGCAUUAAAAGAAAACGAACAAAAUAUGACACUAACGGUUGUAUUCCAGUCACAUUCAAUAUGUGGUCGAGUGAUCUCUAUGAAGGAACUGUCAUCGUCUUUCAAAGUCGCUGGGGCGCAAGUGAUCAUUACCUCUGCAUAUGAAACCCUUUGCUGCCAAACUAGUGGCUGGCUUCUCAAUCACAUUCGCGAGAAUGAGACCCAAACGCACUUGAGACUUGAGGCAAAGAGCCUUCCAACAGCGUCCCGCCCAGGUGCCAUCGUCCAUGGCCUUAAACCCAAGUACAUCACCAUGAACUAUCACUGUGGGGACCAUCAUCUGAGUUAUAGUUGCAAAGGACAAAAUCAUUGCAUGAGUUAUGUUGGAGCGUUUCUCUGCUUCCGUUUCGCUCUGACACAAGCCAUCAAUGAAAAGCUGUCACUAGUUCCCGUUUUGAUCUCGGACGGAGAGUUAAUGUCUGCUUUGGAAGCAUUCAGUGGAAAUCAUGUCGCAAAGCUGCAAUUUCUGCAUCCAAAAGACUUUCGAGGAUGCGAAGCGAAAGCUUGCAUUUCAGUGAAUGUUGAGGAUUCCUGGCUCCUGGAAAGCGUAUCCAGAGCCCGGACGGAUCUUUACAUCAUUGAUUGUCUGCAAGAUCAUCAACACGUUUGGCAAACUAUGCUCGAAGAAGGACGAUUGGAAGAGAUUGUAAUUCCUGAAGAUUACACUGGCCUAGACGAACCAACCCUCAUGAGACUGAAUAGCAUCGGCAACUUCCUACGUUUGGAUGUCUACAAGAUGACUUCUAUUCCCCGGGGGCAGGCACUUGUCAUGAACAUUGAUACAUUUGAACACGGACAUAACAUGAAAGGCUCAGACGUUGAUAAGACCGAGAUCGAGACUCUACUCCGCGAUAAACUGCAUUUCGAAGUCACAGUUGAAGAAAAUCUACGGUUCCGAAUGUCUGAAGAACGAAUAGAGAAAGUACCCUUACCUCGCCAACUUGCUUCAAGAGAAGAUGCUGAAGCAUUUAGCAAUGAACGUUCUGAUCGUUAG
This is a messenger RNA of Darwinula stevensoni, 2475 nucleotides long. The record is from the annotation of a GenBank genome assembly. Lineage: Eukaryota; Metazoa; Arthropoda; Ostracoda; Podocopida; Darwinulidae.